This is a messenger RNA of Humulus lupulus (European hop), 1776 nucleotides long. RefSeq lists its product as uncharacterized. The coding region runs from base 599 to 1693 and encodes 364 amino acids. The record is from RefSeq and is a predicted model, not a curated record. The transcript is spliced from 10 exons. NCBI's taxonomy places the organism in Eukaryota, Viridiplantae, Streptophyta, Magnoliopsida, Rosales, Cannabaceae.
AAGCAAACCGACUCCCCAAACACAAACAGCUCCCUUCUCCUCUCAGACCCCAAACCCCAAACCCUUCUCCUCUCAGACCCCAACCGAACCCCUCUCUCCCUCCUCUCAGACCCCAACCGAACCCCUCUCUCCCUCCUCUCAGACCCAAACUCCUCACUCUCUCUCCCUUUAUUUUCAGACCCAAACCCAAACCGAAACCCCCAAACUCCUCUCUCUCUUCUCUCAGAACUCAAACCCCAAACCGUGAGAACCCCAAUCGCACAAAAGCCCAUCCUCCAAGCGCCGUCUGUGGCUCUUCCAAGCCGCCGGAGACGUACGGUUCCUCCAAGCUUCAUCGGAGAAUCUCCAUCUACGGGCUUGUAGUCCCAGAUGUUCCAUUAGAAGAGACUGAUAAUUGAAGAAAGGAAGCUCUGAAAAAGAAUAUUGUACUGGUAUUGCUAACCACACCCACUACUCCUAAUGAUCGAAUGAAAGCCAUUGUUCAAGCUGCUGAAGGAUUUGUCUAUCUGGAUUAAUUGUUGAUUGCAAUUUGAGCAAGAGCUUGGUUUUGCAGGAUUUUCUAUAACGAAAGACUUUGGAUUUUGAUUGAUUUAUUGAGAUGUCUUCUGCGGUAAUGCGACAUCACGGAGGUGAUGGCGGGGCAGAUCCUCCUCGAGAUCCAACACAUAUAGAGGCUGACUGUGAGAGAGUGCCUGCAAUAAAAAGGCGUGGCAUCAACAAAGGGAUAUCAACCCGAGAGGCUAGGGCUGCCUUAGGUAGACCAUUACCCCUUGAGUGGGAUGUUCGAGGAAAGACGUACAAGGAAAUUGGUGAAUAUUCUCACCAUUUGUCUCGGGAGAUCGGCCUUCUCAUUCGACAAUAUGUCGAUCCCGACUAUGAUCGAUGGGAUAAAGUACCAAAGGAAGUUAGAGAUCGAAUAUUUCCUCGUCUACAGGAUGAUUUAUUCGAUAUUGGUCUCACUCGGUAUGGGGCAGAACAUCGAAGUGGCAUUCUUCUCGGCAUUCAACGAUCUUGCGCUGAUCGUUACUCAGAAUGGAAGAAUGAUAUAUCUACUCACAUAAAGAAGCAUGGUCGGAGACAUGCUCCUGAUGGUUUGGUAGAAGAAAAAUGGAAGAAAGCGCUUGAUUAUUUUGAUCGACCUGAAGUGAAGAGGCGCUCUGAGAUUAAUGCUGCGAAUCGAGCAAAACAAAAACAAAAUAGCUUCCAAGGAUCGCAGUCUACGCCAGCACUUCGUUAUAAGAAGCGCAAUAUGCAAACUGGCCAUCUCUCAGGCGUUCCAGAAACUUGGAUGGAUACUAAAUAUAAAGAAGGGAGAGGUUGGGUCAGUCAAGUAGCACAUGAUAAUUAUGAAAAGUUGCUGGAGGUACGUCAAACUCAGCAGACCCAAUCUUCUACGACCACCUCCAAUGCGAGUACUGCCACAACUGAGGUGGACGACAUUGCCCUUGUUGAGACAGUCUUUGGACGCCGUCGGGGCCAUCAGACAGGACUUGGUCGUCGGAUUCGCUCGAGCGCGGAACGUGAAGUGACUGACACACUUCAACCACCGUCACCGCCCCCUACUGCCCAAGAGAUGCGGGAUGUGGUCGAACGUCUCCGAAUCGUUGAGGAGUACAUGGCUAGACUUGGUGGAGCCUCAGGUUCUGGAUCUUCUCAGCCAGGUGAUGGUCAGGAUCCGACACCUCCUACUUAAUAGGAUGCUGGAGAACAUUAUUUAUGACUUUAUACUUUAUGUAAUUUGACUUUAGAAAAAUAUUAUAUAUCACAUUCUACUUU